CACAUCAACUCCAAAAUGGCCAAAAUCCAGGUUGUCCUUGUGGUGGUGGCUAGCCUUUUGGCCAUCUCCGAGGCCCAGCAGCAGCGCUAUUCGCAGCGUUUGAGCCGCGGUCGCUCGCGGUAUUCCGCUCGCCAGGAGCUGGCUCCCGCAGACGGAGGAGCAUCCCCGGAUGCCGUGACGCCCUAUCCCUCGGCGGACGAGCUGAAGCCGGAAGUGCCCUUCGAUGAGGCGGCGGCUCCUUCGGCCGCCGAGCCCACUCCGGACGCCGUUUACGGACCGCCCGAUGCCGCGCCCAACAGCGUUCCCGACGAGGUCUACGGCCCUCCGGACGUGACCGGAAACGAUCUGCCCGCCGCCGCCGACAUUCCGGCGGAGCAGCAGGCUCGCUUGGUGGCUGCCAGGCGGGCGGCCAAUUACCGGAGAAUCGCCCAGCCAGUUUCCUAUCGUCGAGCUGCUUCCGCUGCCGCCCGUCCGGCCAAAUUGAGCGCUGCCCGCUCCACCGUGCGACGUUUCUAGACGAAAUUCCAGUAGCCGACUCAAAACAAAAACCCAUGACGAUUCAACGGAGCCACGAUGACGACACCAAUACACACGCGCACACUUUUCCCACCUGAACACACAGACACACUCACGAAAACCUUUCCCGAUUAAAUUCUGAAGCAAAUAAAUCAUGUUUUGAGAUAGA
Molecule: messenger RNA, 685 nt
Organism: Drosophila gunungcola (fruit fly)
Lineage: Eukaryota; Metazoa; Arthropoda; Insecta; Diptera; Drosophilidae
Source: RefSeq, a predicted model, not a curated record